Molecule: messenger RNA, 849 nt
Organism: Dioszegia hungarica
Lineage: Eukaryota; Fungi; Basidiomycota; Tremellomycetes; Tremellales; Bulleribasidiaceae
Product: A1pp-domain-containing protein
Exons: 6
Coding region: 1-849 (282 amino acids)
Source: RefSeq, a predicted model, not a curated record
AUGCCCAGCCCAAACAAGAAGGAAAUCACGGACGUUGGAGAUAUCCCGACACUACACGACCUAUAUGCUUCUAAGGAGUUGACGCCGCUGAGCGAGGCGGAGCUGAUUGACGAGAUGGGGGACGCGGAGGGGUACGCGGCGGAUGAGAGCUUGAACAAGCGGGUGUCGAUAUGGCGAGGCGAUAUCACCGUACUCAAAGCGAGCAUGAUCGUCAAUGCGGCCAACUCGUCAUUACUGGGUGGAGGAGGUGUCGAUGGGGCGAUCCACCGAGCGGCCGGAGAUGAGCUGUACGAGGAGUGCAAAACACUAGGAGGGGCAGAAACGGGAGAGACGAAGGUCACUGGCGCGUACGAUCUCCCAUCGACGUUUAUCGCCCACACAGUCGGACCCAUCUACUCCACUCGUAAUCCCGGCCAAUCACAAGAUCAGCUGGAGUCAUGCUACCGUACCUCGCUGGAGCACUGCCAGGAGAAGAAGGCGGAGACUAUUGGAUUCUCAAGUAUCAGUACUGGGAUCUAUGGAUAUCCCAUAGGCGACGCAACACAUGUCGCCCUAGAGCAAACUCGGAUCUUCCUCGAGAAAGACGACUCGAUCAAACGAGUCAUCUACGUCGUCUUCUCCGCCAAAGACGAGCGGGUCUAUCGAUCCCUCGCGCCCAUCUACUUCCCUACGCCCGCUGCACCCGCUGCGGACUCUGCCGCCGAGCCAGCUGUGGACGCCGCCGCCGAGACAGCUCCGGAAACCAGGACCGAAAGUCAGGUUCAGCCGCAGGUCGAGCCAACGCCGGAGGCGGAAACAAGGGAGGAGAAACGUUCAGCGGCAGAGACCAUAUCCGAGGCGAAGGCAUGA